GAACCUAAGGUCAUAACAUCUCACCAAUUCUUAAUUUCCUCUCUGACAGAAUAUAUCUCAAUACUCAGCCCCUCCCCUCUGCCCACUUGACACCGUACUACCUCUCCCAUUCUCCUUAUAAUGUCCCAGCCAAGCAAGCCCAUCCGCGUGGCCCUAAUCGGCCUCUCCUCGACCCCGGCCGACCAGUACGAAGGCACCAACUGGGCCGCAAGCGCCCACCUCCCCUACCUUCUCAAAUCACCCCAUUUCGAGAUCGCCGCAUUGCUUAACAGUUCCGUUGAGUCUGCACAGAGGAGUAUUGAGAAGCAUGGGUUGCCAGGGAGUGUGAAGGCUUAUGGAAGGCCUGAAGAUGUCGCGGCCGAUCCUUCAAUCUCACUCGUAGUCUGUAACACACGAGUAGACCGGCAUUUCAGCACGGUGAAACCCAGUAUUAUAGCUGGAAAGGAUGUUUUCGUGGAAUGGCCGCUUGAGAAGAACCUAGAGAUUGCGAAGGAAAUGAGUGAGUUGGCGAAGAAGCAUGGAGGCAGGACGAUUGUCGGGUUGCAAGGUAGGUAUUCGGAGCCGGUGGUGAAGGUUAGGGAGUUGGUUUGGGGGAAGGGUGGCGGCGUUGGAGAGGUUGGUGGAGGGAGGGUUGGGAAGGUGUUGGGGAGUACGUUGUUUGCGGCAUUGGGGAAUUCCGGACGUACCGAAAGGAAAAAUGUACGGUACUUCCUGGACAGAGAAGUCGGUGGCAAUACUCUAAGUAUCCAUUUCUGGCAUGCAAUGGAAUGCGUAGUCUCCGUCCUGGGCGAAUUCAAGACCCACACAUCGUACUUAAUGAAUCAACACCCCACAAAAGACAUAGUCUCAUCAGCUUCUUCGAUCAGCACCCCCGACAGCACCAUUGUCCAAGCCUCCGCCCCCAAUACAGUCCCCGACCAACACCUCUUCCAAGGAAUCACAGAGCACAACGUCCCAUUCAGCAUGCAUCGACGUGGCGGUGCUCCAUUCCCAGGCACAGCAGCUGUGGAGUGGCGAAUUCAGGGCGAGAAAGGUGAAAUCAGGGUGACCAGUGAGGAUUAUUUCAUCCAUAUGGGGCAUCCGAGGCCGGUUACGAGGAUCGAAUUGUUUGUUGAGGGGGAAGGCGUUUGUGAGGUUUUUUGGGGAAAGGAGAAUGAGGAUGAUGAUGGAGGGGAUGAGGUGGGUAAGAUGGAUUUACCGGUAAUUGCUAGGGGAAUUGCGAGGUUGUAUGAGGGGUAUAGAAAGAGGGAAUGGGUGCCGGAUUUCGAGUUGGCGGUGAAGAGGCAUGAGGUAGUGGAGGAGAUGUGGAGGAAGUAUGACGAGGAUGUGAAGCAAGGCUUGACUAUUUGACGACAUCAAAUUGCCAUCUGAUUUUUGAUUUAGAUAGAGGUGAGUAAGAAAUCUCGGUAGAAAAACUCCUGGUCUGCACUAAUGAUUCCUUUUUUU
Molecule: messenger RNA, 1446 nt
Organism: Cadophora gregata
Lineage: Eukaryota; Fungi; Ascomycota; Leotiomycetes; Helotiales; Ploettnerulaceae
Exons: 4
Coding region: 121-1350 (409 amino acids)
Molecular function (GO): nucleotide binding
Source: RefSeq, a predicted model, not a curated record